Molecule: messenger RNA, 1077 nt
Organism: Cuscuta epithymum
Lineage: Eukaryota; Viridiplantae; Streptophyta; Magnoliopsida; Solanales; Convolvulaceae
Source: the annotation of a GenBank genome assembly
UUUUGCUUAUUCCUUUCCCACUUUCUCAAUGCCGUUUUGAUAUGCUGCAGCCUUUUUGCCCGCUCCACAGAAAAGCAAAGGGGUGAAAUCACUCUGUUCACACUCUGCCUCUCCGCAGCUGAAAACCCUAAAUUGAAGGAAAAGUGAUGGGAGAAGAAAAGGGGUCGUCUCUAGUUCAUUUGCUGGUUAUUGUUUUGAGCCUGACCGCCUUUGGGUUCUCAAUCGCCGCCGUUCACCGCGGUAGCACUGGUACAGUGGUACACUACAUCGUGAUGUCUCUUCCAAUAGUACAUACUGUGUUUACAGUUCAAAUGUUGCCACUGGAUAUGGCGUGGGCGCUUUCCUCUUUCUUUUUACAAGUGAGUCAUUGGUUAUGGGUGUGACCAAGUUCAUGUGUUUCGGAAGGCCUCUAUUCCCUGGCUCAAAUCGUGCUUGGACAAUUAUUUAUUUUUGUCUAUCAUGGGCGAGCUUUCUGAUCACAGAAACAUUACUUAUUGUUGGUUCUAAGAAAAGUGGUUUUCACACCAAGCAUCAAGGGAUGGUACAUGCGAGAAACUUUUCUUGUGAAACACUUCGCAAAGGUGUAUUCAUAUUUGGAGCUAUCUGGGUGAUCCUAACCAUGAUUCUUAAUGUGUAUUACUACAUGUACUUCUCCAGGGCUACUACUUCUCAACCAGCCCCAUCUAAACCAAAUUUACCCAUGUCUGAACUGAGAAAGUGAGACCAUAGUCAUGCUGGCCUAACUUACCAUCACUACAGUGAGACCAUUGAACAGAAUAGUUUUGACUUUUUGGUCUUGCUUUGUUGAUGAUGAUGUGGUAGUAAUGUAGUAUAGUGAUUCUUGCCGAAAAAUCUUGCAAGUUCUAAUACCAUAUGGAAUCACUCACAUUGAUGCUUUGUGACAUAUUUUGUGUGUACUUUAGCAUCGUUUGCAUAUGGUUCUACCAGAGAGAACUGUUUUGCAUAUAUCAUCAUCAUCAUCAAUAAUACUGAACACUUGUUAAAAAGUUCAUAAAAAUAUCUUUUCGAUUAAUUGUACUAAACAUGCCCUAUGCUUCAAUGCCUCGUGCAUCGGUG